AUGGAUCUCAAUCAAACAAUUGAGGACGACCAGAAUGUCGUCGACUGCGUCGUCUGUGGCGACCCCGCCGACGAGAUACCGCCCUGUUCCCACGGCUACUGCUGGGACUGCCUCAUCCAACUCAUACGCCACGGCUGCCGGGACGGCGAGCGCUGGCCCCCGCGGUGCUGCAUCUGGGAGGUGAAUGUGGACAGCCCCGAGAUCCGAGAGAACCUCCCCGCAGACGUACUCCAGCUAGUCGCAGAGAGCAAGACGUACUAUUCCACCAAGGGCAAGCUCUUCUGCUGCAACAGCCAGUGCCGCGAAUACAUUCCCCCGGGCGAAGUGGACGAGUUCACGCACAUAGGCUUCUGCAGGACCUGCUGGGGCGGCACCUGCGCCGUCUGCCGGCGACACCCACACAUUGGAAAUUGCAGGAAGGACUUCCAGCAGAAGUCGAUGGAGAAAUACCUGAUCUACAUGGGCUGGAAGAGAUGCGAGCAGUGUGGGAGAAUCGUCGAGAGAGCCGCGGGCUGCAACCACAUAGUGUGCACCUGCGGAGAAGGGUUCUGCUACGUCUGCGGCGAGCACUGGCGCCACUGCGACUGCCCCCAGUUCGGCAGCUACAUACUCACAGACGAGUUAGAAGACGCGACGAACGCGUGGUUCCAGGUCCCACAGGUGCCGCGCUGCUACGGCAAGGAGUUUCUAUCCAACACCUGUCUCCCCCAGACUUUCUUCUGCGCCAAGUGCGGACACCGGUGCGGCAAGUCUGAGGAGUCCUCGUACCAGUGCCAGGACUGCGGGAGGCACCUGUGCAGGAGCUGCGUGACCCAGUGCGUCGACGACGGCCGGUACCACAACCCAGACUGGAACGCGAAGCCGGCGAAGGGGGCUGAGGUCUUCACCAUCGAGGGGAGCGCGGAGGCGCCUAGUACCCGGGUGUCUAUGGCACUGCCCCAACUGGGAAGGGAUUGA
Molecule: messenger RNA, 957 nt
Organism: Diaporthe citri
Lineage: Eukaryota; Fungi; Ascomycota; Sordariomycetes; Diaporthales; Diaporthaceae
Exons: 3
Coding region: 1-957 (318 amino acids)
Biological process (GO): ubiquitin-dependent protein catabolic process; positive regulation of proteasomal ubiquitin-dependent protein catabolic process; protein polyubiquitination
Cellular component (GO): ubiquitin ligase complex; cytoplasm
Molecular function (GO): zinc ion binding; ubiquitin conjugating enzyme binding; ubiquitin protein ligase activity
Source: RefSeq, a predicted model, not a curated record